AUGUCGAGCUCCCACUACCGAGCGCUGUCGGUCACCGGCCUCACCGACCCGCCCGCGUCGUUCUCGCGCUCGUCGACCGACGCCGGCCCCACCAGGCGACCUUCCGUCACCUACAGCAAGCGCGCGUCGACCCAGCACGCGGACCGCCCCGACGCCGGCCUCCUCCUCCACGACCCGUCCGCCCGCGCUCGCCUCGCCGGCGUCCCGCGCAACUACCGCCGCCUGCGCCUCGCCGCCUACCUCGGCUGGGCCCUCGCGGGCGUCCUCGUCGUCGCGCUCGCCGCGAGCCACGGCACGGUGCCGAGCGAGCUGAGGGACCUGCGCCCGCUCGCCGGCGUGCGGGACGCGGCGGCGAGGGUCGGCGCAGCGGCGGCAGGGAGGGCAGCACGGCCACCGACGGGAGCAGGAGCGCAGAGCGGGCAUGCGUCGGCGGCGGCGGCAGCGGCGGCGACGGCGAGCGGCGAGACGUCGCCCGUGACCAUCGUCUCGAGCUUCUACCGGGUCGACAGCGGCAAGAAGCACCGGGUCAGCGAGUACAACGAGUGGCUCGGCAACUUUCUCCAUUCCGUCGAGCUGCCGAUCGUCUUCUACUGCGCGCCGUCCUUUGCCGCCUACGUCAAGAACCUGCGAGGCAACAAGCCGAUCACGCUCAUCACCGAGUUCUCGAGCCCGUUCGACAUGCCGCCGGUGCAGGACCUCGGCGGGCACGACUGGGCCGUCCGGCAGCACAAGCUGGACCCGGAGCAGCACGUGCACGUCCCGGACGUGUACGGCGUGUGGACGGCCAAGCCCUGGAUCGUCAAGGACGCCGCCGCGCGCAACCCGUACGGCAGCGAGUACUUCUUCUGGGUCGACGCCGGCGGGUUCCGCGACUCGUCCGUCACGCACUCGUUCGUCGAGCUGCCGACCGUCCUGUCGGACCUGUACUCGACCCUGCCCGCCGACACGGUCAUGCUCGCCGCGACGCUCGGCCCGUUCGAGGGGGGCACGAGCUGGGUCAAGGACGUCAAGCGCAACGACGAGAUGGACCGCACGGACCGGCUCCAGGGUGGGUGGUUUGGCGGCAAGAAGGAGGCGGUCAACAUGUGGGAGCGCGAGACGAGGAAGGUGACGGUGCUGCAGAGCGCCAUGGGUCGAUUCGCCGCCAAGGAGCAGCCAGUCUGGACGAUGGCGGCACGGCUCAACUGGCACAAGAUUUACGUGCAGAACAUGGCGUACCGCUCCGGUCCCGACUGCGGGCCCGAUAUGUGGUUCGCGUUCGAGUACUUUGCCGACGGGCGCGACUGCGAGAUCCCGGCGUGGAGCGGACCCGAGUACGCGCGUCUCGAGGACGACGAGCGCAAGGCGGCACGGGCGGGGCAGCACAUGGAGGGGGGUCUUGUCGGCGGCGGCGACGAGGUUGGCUGGGAGGGCAUUGUCGGUCGCUGA
Messenger RNA from Rhodotorula graminis WP1, 1428 nucleotides. RefSeq lists its product as uncharacterized. Bases 1 to 1428 code for a protein of 475 amino acids. NCBI's taxonomy places the organism in Eukaryota, Fungi, Basidiomycota, Microbotryomycetes, Sporidiobolales, Sporidiobolaceae. The transcript has 6 exons. The record is from RefSeq and is a predicted model, not a curated record.